GCUUUUAUCUCGGAGCCGCGUCGCUUCGUGCGCUGCCAGCGGGGCUCAGCCAGUCGGCUGGAAUUGAGUAGCAUUCAUUGAAUCUGCGGAUUUCAUGACGUCUCUCUGCGUGGUCCACCACUUUUCUCCUAACCGGGGAUUUUUUUUUUCUUCUGCCACUCUUAUCUUUCCCCACUUCAUUCCACCCAGUCUCCCUCCCCCGUCCCUGCCCAAACGCGCGCCCCUCCGCCCCUCCCUUGGCCCCAGCGCCCAGCCCUGCUCUCCGCGCUCGGCCAGAGGGAGCCAGUCCGGAGACGGCCGCACCUGGCUGGAGAGGCUGGGCGGGCGGAGGGGUGGAGACCCGCGGACGCCGGGAAGCCGGACCUGGAGCCGGAGCAGCCGCGAGCAGAAUGGAGUCUCCUAACAGCCUCUCGGUGCUGAUGUGAAAUUUGACCAUCUGAUUCCAGUUUUUUUCUUUUCCUUUUCUUUUUUGCAUUUCCUUCCCUCGCCAUCCGUCGUGUAGUGAAUUGUUCAGUCUUGCUCCGUUUCAAGAGAGGAGAUCAUGAUUGAGUGAAGCCACCCCGUCCGCAGCCAGGAAAAGCACAAAGAAGAAACUGCAACAAUGGCCAAGCUGACAGAAUCCAUGACUAACGUCCUGGAGGGCGACUCCAUGGAUCAGGACGUCGAAAGCCCAGUGGCCAUUCACCAGCCAAAGUUGCCUAAGCAGGCCAGGGAUGACCUGCCAAGACACAUCAGCCGAGAUCGGACCAAAAGGAAAAUCCAGAGGUACGUGAGGAAAGACGGAAAGUGCAAUGUUCAUCACGGCAACGUGAGGGAGACCUAUCGCUACCUGACCGAUAUCUUCACCACAUUAGUGGACCUGAAGUGGAGAUUCAACCUAUUGAUUUUUGUCAUGGUUUACACAGUGACCUGGCUCUUUUUUGGAAUGAUCUGGUGGUUGAUCGCAUACAUACGGGGAGACAUGGACCACAUAGAGGACCCCUCCUGGACUCCUUGUGUUACCAACCUCAACGGGUUCGUCUCUGCUUUUUUAUUCUCAAUAGAGACAGAAACCACCAUUGGUUAUGGCUACCGGGUCAUCACAGAUAAAUGCCCAGAGGGAAUUAUUCUUCUCUUAAUCCAAUCUGUGUUGGGGUCCAUUGUCAAUGCAUUCAUGGUGGGAUGCAUGUUUGUAAAAAUCUCUCAACCCAAGAAGAGGGCAGAGACCCUGGUCUUUUCCACCCAUGCAGUGAUCUCCAUGCGGGAUGGGAAACUGUGCCUGAUGUUCCGGGUAGGGGACCUUAGGAAUUCCCACAUUGUGGAGGCUUCCAUCAGAGCCAAGUUGAUCAAAUCCAAACAGACCUCGGAGGGGGAGUUCAUCCCGUUGAACCAGACGGAUAUCAACGUAGGGUAUUACACGGGGGAUGACCGUCUGUUUCUGGUGUCACCGCUGAUCAUUAGCCAUGAAAUUAACCAACAGAGUCCUUUCUGGGAGAUCUCCAAAGCCCAGCUGCCCAAAGAGGAACUGGAAAUUGUGGUCAUCCUAGAAGGAAUGGUGGAAGCCACAGGGAUGACAUGCCAAGCUCGAAGCUCCUACAUCACCAGUGAGAUCCUGUGGGGUUACCGGUUCACACCUGUCCUGACCCUGGAGGACGGGUUCUACGAAGUUGACUACAACAGCUUCCAUGAGACCUAUGAGACCAGCACCCCAUCCCUUAGUGCCAAAGAGCUGGCCGAGUUAGCCAGCAGGGCAGAGCUGCCCCUGAGUUGGUCUGUAUCCAGCAAACUCAACCAACAUGCAGAACUGGAGACUGAAGAGGAAGAAAAGAACCUCGAAGAGCAAACAGAAAGAAAUGGUGAUGUGGCAAACCUGGAGAAUGAAUCCAAAGUUUAGUGCCCUAGCUGGGCAAACCCUUCUCUUCUCCCCCCAACACAAUCUUUCCUUGUCUCUCAUUCUCUUUCUUUUUCUGUCUCUCUUGCUUUGUUCUUUAUUUGUUUAUAUUUAAUUUUUACAUGACCAGAAAACAAAUCUUCAAGGUGUAAAAUAUCUACCUGCCCUCUCUCAGUUAUUCAGAUUGACAAGGUAGACAUGGAUUUGAUGAAAGUGCAAAGUGCCCUCAUUUGUGGCCCAAGCCUGGUCUCCUCCCAAAAUACUACACAUCCAACUCCUGGAGAUUUCAGUUACUUACCUGCAUGUGUUGUACAAUACCAGAUCACUCAAAAAGGUGUGUCAAAGAUUUUACCUGGGAUAUGACAAGCAAGGUUUCUGGUGCCUAUUUAUUCAUUCAGUGAGACACAGAGUGGAGCCCUCAGUUUUAUGGAUCCCAAUUCAUUUCAUCUACUACAGGGUGAGGUGCUUGCCCCCAUGUGGGUGUGGCAGUUACAGGGCCCAGGUGAGCUGAAGACAAACCACUGUACAUAUAUAUGCCUUAUGUAAUUAUUUUCUUUUUGUAAUUAGUAAUAAAACCCAGCAUGUACAAAAGUACCAUAGAACAGAACUGCUAAAUACUGUACAUAGAUGUAUCAUUAAUGUAGGUUUAGAUAUAUAACUUUAGAAAUAAGAAGCAAAAAAAAAAAGAAAGAAAGAAAGAUUCCUAACAUGCAGUAGGCAUUUCUGUUUUGAUGUCUGUGUUUUCCAGGUUAUUUUGAUCCAGUUGACGGCUGGCCCUUCAGUGCAUGGCCUUUGUUUGUGUCUCAGACUGGCAGACGUUAGGGUACCUCACUGUUCCCACACGGAUCCUUUCAUUGAAUCCAACAAGCCAUAGGUCUGGGGGAAAUUGAGAGGUCUGGUAGAUGGCAAAACCCACCACCAAUAUGCUGAUAUACUGUGAAAUGUUACAAAACAGAUGUCUUUUUUUAAAAGAUAACAAGGGCCUCACUAACUGGCCUGGAGGAGGGGGAAUACCAGGAAGGAAAUAUUCUCUAGCCUGUCACCAAAGGUAUGUUUUUACUUUUCACAUGAGCUCUUGCCCUUUGUAGUACAAUAAUUUAGGAAACUUUUCUGCAAAACCAUUGAUUCUCCAGCUGUAGUUUCUCUACACUCUUACAAUGAGACAUGGUAAGUUAGCAGAAGAUGGUUUGGGUCUAAAGCCGUGAAAUUCACAAAGGCAUGUAGUGAGUGGCAUGCAUUAUAAUCAUCGACCUCUCACUUUGACUCUAUCUGGCUUUCUGAGAAUGACAUCUCGCCUGUCCCUGGGGCUUAUCCAUCAGCAUUUCUUGCAUUGUGAUCUUUUAUUAUUUUGAAAUGACCAGAGUUCAGUAUUCAAAGAUUAGAUCAACAAUCUUGAUGAUUGUCUAAGAAAUGUCUCUAGAGUAUGCCACAGGCUAGAAAUCAAAUCCAGUGUCUGUCAAUCAAAAGAAAACAAAUAAAAAAAUUCCAGCCUUAAUUCACUUUAAUCUGCAAAAAGGAAAGAAGGGAGGAAGGGAGGGAGGAAGGAAGGAAGGAAGGAAGGGUAUUUGUACUGGAAAUCUGAAUUUUAAAAUGAAAAAAAUAAGGAAACAAAUCUUAGAUCAAACCUCCGGGGCAGGUGGAGAUUUUGCACUGUUACAGAUCUUUCACAUUCACUUUGCAUUUAUAAGCUGUUUGUUCUUUAACACAGUUGCCCAUCAUAAAUAUUCAUUGAAUGGAUCCAAGUUUAUUUUCAGCUCCUACAGCUGUGCUCAGUUUGAGGCUCUGCACCAUGGAGGUCAAAGAGAUCAAACUAGCUGUCCCUCUUUGUUUCCCUUGCCUUCCCUGACCUGAUCGCACAGGCCUUUGGUGUAGUCUGGGGACCUUGUCUACUAAAAAAGAAGUCCCAGGAUAAGGAAAGUGGCUCCUAAAUAUAACCUCGGGGCCUCUCUUCUCCCAUCUCAGAGACCUUGGAUCAGGACAACUGCCUCUUGGCACUGACUUUAAGGAAAACAAAACUGUUGGCUAUAGCCCUUUCCUGUUUGCCAGCAUUUCCUUUUUUGCAUUGAAUCUCUGUUGAAUCAUUUCUUUAUUUCGCACACUCUAAGAAGGAGGUGGUGGUCCGGGAGGAGGAAGCUCGAUACACUCCCCUUGAGGCUGCGGGGAGGAGCCAUGGCUUGACCUCUCUGCAGCCUAAUGAAGGGCACUCUUGGCUUGGGGAGCUCCCCUGCAACCUUGCCAGGGUCGCAGGGCAGGCCAUGGCAGGCACAAAACAAGAUGGAAUAGGGGCGGCAAAAUGUCUUCUAAUUUAGCUCUUGAAGACUCACUGGGCCUUUUUAAUUCCAUUGCUAAGGUUUAAAGGACAGCGCACACCCCCGUGUCUGGUUGGAAGAGCAAGCAGCUCAGGGCCUCAUCCCUGCUUGCCUGCCCUUUAGCACAACUGAACGAAGAGCCUUGACAACACGUUGGCCACGUGCACCUGUCAGUUCUGUGUCUGUGACGGGCACCCAGAUGUGAGGUCUCUCCCUGUUUCUCACUGUCUUUGUUGUCAAUGUAGUUGGAGACAGAACUUGAACCAAAUCUCGUUUUUGUAAUGUGAGCCUCUGAAUCUUUACAUGGGGAUGCUCCUGAAGAACCUUUUACUAGAAUGUCCCUAUCAAACAUGUCUAUUUUUCUACAGUUGUUAACACAGUUUAACAGUGUAUUUUGUGUCAACUGUUAAAAUUUGGAACUGAAAGUUCAUUGAGACUGAUUUUCUAAGCAGCGAGUAGUGAGUGAAUGGUGUUUUCCAUUAAGACAGCUCAACAAAAUUGACCCCACAAUUUCCACUCAUUCUAUUCCGCAAUAUCCAGUCCUCAUUCCCUCAGUCACUCCAUUAGCAAACCAAGUGCAAUGAGAAUUUUUUAAAAGUCUCUUUUAAUACAACAGUAUCCAUAACUAAUGAAGAUCACUCUCAACUAGAUCCUUUGGUCUGUUUGGUUAAUGUAUUUGAGUCAUUUUUCCAUAAAGCAUGGUGGGAUCCGUGAGCCAGAUAAGAAUUUGGAAUUUAAGGGUUAUGGUUUGCCACAGUUGACCCCAAUUUGACAGAACAAAGUGCUCCUGGAUGGAAGGGCAGGUUCAGCUGCAAGCAUGACCCCCCACCACAAGGCUGCUGAGUUCCUCGGAUUCUCACCUCCACCCACCCCAACGUGCUCUCCAACUGGAAGAGCACCCAUUCAUUUAUAAAUCAACUUUAUGGAACCAAUAAAAUCAUUUCUGUUUUAGCUGUCCCCUGGGUAAGCUAUACUCUUUUACAUUAACAUAGCAAAUGUCAACUUUUCUGUUCCUUCAAACAUGGCCUUCCAGCCUGGUUGUUCCAGCAUAUAUCCCCUCUAUGUCCAUGAGGCAGAACUCUCUCUUCCCCCACUCCGUUCUUCCAUCUAUCCCCAUCCUUUGCUGUUUCCCUGGUUCUCCAGUUCCAAUUCUAUUGUUUUAGUUCAGUACCUUAUGUUCCCUAACAGAAAUCCAGCUGCAAAUGUCAACCUAUUUCUUAAGCACAAUUUUCUCUUGCAGGUCUAACCAAGCUAGGGCUCUGAAAUGUCUAUUUUUCACUGCACUCCAAUUUAAAAAUUAUUCAUGACUUCAUUUAAUAGUCUAAAUUUUGAAUUCUCCAGAGCAACAUUCUUAUGCUUUCCAUCCCUACAUUUUCUUACAUUUCAGUUUUCUUACUUUUUUCCCCUUUGCUUUUUUAUUUAGAUUUAAGCCAGUGUCUUUGGGAUAUUUAGAAACUGCUUACAAAGGUGGGAACUGGUGGACAGAGAAAGGGGGCAUAAGAAUGCUAUUAGAAAACUACCUGAACUCACCAGAAGAAUGGGAAAUCAUUUGAUUUGCUGAGAGAAUACAAUUAAAAUACUCAUAGUAAAUCAUUUCCAAAACAGUUUGCUAAUAGUCUGGCUACUCUUCAGUCUUUCUUUCCUUGACUUGGGUGAUACUCUGUAUGAUUUAAAAAUGUCAGGAAGGUAGUUGAAAGUUCAGUGUCCUCUAUAUAUUGUAAACAUUAUCUUCAAGGAUGAUUUCCUUUCAAUGGAUGGCUUUAACAUUGAAAAACAUAGGUAACAUAUACAUAAUAGAUGAUUCAUUGAUAUUACUUUACAAUACACUAAAAUAACAUUAUCUUGUUUCUGAACUUUAUGGCCAACCGGUAUCUAAGAAAAUGUUAGCCUUUAAUUUAAAAUUGAGUAAAGCACGCCUCUUCCUAAUAUUUCUGCCUUUAAUGUCUUGAGUGCUUUAGAUGCAGAGUGUCAUCUAGAAGUCAAAAUUCUGUCAGAAGGCUGCUAAGAGAUUUUGAUAAAUCACAGAAUAUAUAAUAAUAACCCAACAAUAUUUUACCCAACAUGGUGUGGUGUUUGAGAGCAUUAAGAGCACUUGUACAAAUUAUCUUAUUUCAUUCUAAUUCACCAUGAGAGGUUGAGUAUUAUAAUUUACAUUUUAUAGAGGGAAAACUAGGGUUUGGGCAAAUUGGCCAAGUUUAAAGGCCAGUGAAUCAUAGCUCCUUGUCUCAAAUCCAGGUCACAGGGCCCUAAGCUGUGGGCUAUUUUUACUACAAAAAAUUUCAGCAAACCAAAUCUGCUAAAAAAAAAAAAAUCUGGCCUGCUGCCUGUUAUUGUACCACUUGUGAGCUAAGAGCAAUUUUUACAUUUUUUAAUAAUUGGGGGAAAAAAAAGAAAAGAAGAAUAUUUUGAGACAUGUGAAAAUCAUCCUAAAUUCAAAUUUCAAUGUCCACAAACAAAGUUUUAUUGGAACACAGCCACAGCCAUUUGUCUGUGUAUUGCCUAUGGCUGCUUCCACAUGCACUCACAGAGCUGAGUAAUUACAACAGAGACCGUGUGGCCAGCAAAGAUUGAAAUAUUUACUAUCUGGCCCUGUAUAAAAAAAGUUUGCUGACCCCUGUACUGUACUGUUAAGUACUAUUGGUACUAUUAAGUACUAGUAAUAGUACUAUUAAUAAUAGUAUGUAAGAGUACUAAGUACUAUGAAAUAUUGUACUGUACUCUUAAGAGAGUCCUAGGCAAUAUAGAAGAAUGACUUUUUUUCUAGCAUAAAUUAUUGAAGUCACUCAUAAGUCUGUUCAAAAUAACAUAACUCUUUUUUUUCGGUUGUCAAAGAGACAACUGCUUCACAAGACUUAGAGAGCCCAGUCAUUCAGUUAGGGUCUCAAAGGAAGAAUCCUUCCUUUUCAUGCCAUUCCUCCAGAGUGGCAAAUAGAGUCAACAGCCAGCCAGGAUCUAGCGGUCAACUCAGAAAGUGGAUACAGUAAAAUUACUCCUUAAUGAACUACAGAGAAAUGGGCAUUCCCAGCCCAGCCGCUGAAAUAUUGCUUCAGUGGCACCCUCAGGCGUUGGAUGAUGUACAUAGCUCAGGCUGCCAGUCUCUGCUCAGCAAAGCAGCCCAGACCUGCAGUGGUUGCCACACAUCAAACCCGCCUCGCUCCUCCACAUGGCUUCUCUCUUAGGCUCUCUUGGAGGAGAGUUAAAUAGGUGGCCCAGAUGUCUCCCUCUGUUUUCUUGCUAGUUUUCUCUAGCCUACAGUUUACAACUGAUCAAGGUGAUGAACGUGAACCUGGAACUAGCUCAUGUUUAAUUGCGCUAGUUUUUGCUCUCUCUAGCCACUAAGCUAGAAGUUUAAUGUGUAAUUAAAGAACUAAAUGCUUCUUAUGGAAAACCAAAAGGUCCUUUGAAAAGAGCUCAGGGAGACACGGAAGUAUAGUAAAGGGUUGUUGGAUUUCUUGCGCUUUCUGAGUCUGAAGCAAAGACAAAGAUUGGUAAUUACAGACAUAAUGGAUGGAAAAAGUCCAGACCUUGGGGUUUUUAGAUGAGUCAAUAUUAAAUGGCAUUCUUUGUGUCACUAAGCUGAACUCCCUUGUCUUCUAAGGAAGCAUUUCUAAUGCCAGAGGUAGUCAGCCAAGCUAGGUUCCUUAUCUUUUUAGUUCUAUGGAAAAACAUAUCAAGUUCUCUUAUGAGUGCUUUCCUGGAAAUCAGAUGAGAAAGAAAAAAAAGUAACAAUGUAACAAAUCAUUGUGAUGUUGUUAUAUUGUCGACAGAUAAAGGAUGGAUUUGAUCCUGCGUCUGAAACUAAGUAGGUAAUGGUAUCUACAAUAUAGAUCAUGCAAAAAGCUUGUGACCCUUCAACUGCAUGGAAGAGUGGGAGGAAACAACUAAGUGGGAGGAAACAAAUCUCAAAGUUCAACACCAUAAAACUUAAAUAAAUGUAAAAGGAGUCAAACUUUUACUUGGCCUCAUUGCCUUGGUAAAAGAAAGCUUCAUGUAUCCACCUAAUUCAAUAAGAGAGUCCUAGGAAAAGGAAGGCAAAAUACUUUAAAGGCACACAAAAAUAUUUCACUGGGGUGGUCAACAUGAUUAAGUGAUGGAGAUUAGAUUUAUCACUGAUGAAAACAGUAUUUAUAGAGUUAUUUUUAGACACUAUACCCCCUAGAUGCAAAUCCCAACAUGCACUGUGGUUGGCCGGAGAAUUGUGGCCACAUAGUAAACAGAUCUUGAUUUCAGAGAAUGAAAUGUUCCUACCGACUUUGUGUAAUUGCCCAUUUCAAGAUUAAGGCUCAGUGCCCAUUGUUUUAACACCGAUCAUCAAUACUGUGAUAUCAACUAAGCCAAUCUUUAUAAGAAUAUGAAGGGCUGUUUUUCUCAGGCAAUGUAAAUAUCUGCUACCAACAAGCACUAGUGAAAUAAACAUGUAAUCAUCAUCGUUUCUAAAACUCUGAUAGAAAUCACAAAACAUUCAAGCAAAAGGGCAAGGUCUUCCAGGAGCCUAGGAGCAGACUUUUGGCUACAAAGAGCCUAGUCCAGGCUGAAUGCCUUAUGGAGUAUGUCAGUCUUGGGUCUUAUCACUAAACACAACUAGUAGAACUCGAUCAACUGGAGUGCAGAGAUCAGAGUUUCGGUCAGCCGUGCAUUACCCAAACCUCUGGGUCUUCAGCCAGUCUUCUUAGAAGAGGGGAAGGAGCACUGUCCUCAGAUCCGGCCAUCACGGGCAUCGCCCUGACAUCAUCUCUCAGCAUUGCUGACUGUGGGCAUGGGUAUGAGAAAUACCCUCCCGUAGCUCAGACUUGGGCAGAACAAAAUCCUCAGCCAUGCCCACCCACUGAGGUCUCUCUAGGGGAGCUUCUCCCUGCAGGGUCUGGCUCUUGCCCAUCUGGACAAUGACCCCCUAGAAGUAUCUUCCGGGGGACCCUGUAUCUUUCAAGCUUAACUUGCCCCACACCCUUGACCCCACAGAGCACCUCCCUGGGUCAGGAAUGAUGACUAAAUUAAGACCUUUAGCAUCUGCUAAGCACAGGGGUGCCCUCCCAUGUGAAAGUCCAAGUAAAAUAAAUGGAGUCAGGGUAAGGAAAUCCCCAAAAGUUCUGAUUUUCUCAUGGUGAUGAUCUCAGUGCUUUUCUUUUUCAUGACAUAUCUAAUUCUCUUUUCUCUAGGAAGUCUCACGUUUUGGUAUCACGAUGCCGUGGGCACAGACUCAGUCAUCGGGCCAAUGGCAGAACUCUCUCCAGAUAGUCUGACCUGGUCCCUCUUUUUGAGUAAGGCUGGGAGUUUGGUUUGUUUGAGCCACCCCACAACCAAUAGAAUCCCACCCUGGCUAAGAAAUCUCACAAGGCCGGGUGCUGUGGCUCACACCUGUAAUCUCAGCACUUUGGGAGGCCAAGGUGGCAGAUCACCUGAGGCCAGGAGUUUGAGACCAGCCUGGCCAAUAUGGUAAUACCCCGCCUCUACUAAAAAUAUGAAAAAGUUAGCUGGGCAUGGUAGUUCCUGCCUGUACACCCAGCUACUCUGGAGGCUGAGGCACAAGAAUAGCUUAAACUUGGGAGGGGGAGGUUGCAGUAAGCUGAGAUCAUGCCACUGCACUCCAGCCUGGGCCACGGAGCGAGACUCAGUCUCAAAAAAAGAAAGAAAAGAAGGAAGGAAGGAAGGAAGGAAGGAAGGAAGGAAGGAAGGAAGGAAGGAAAAAAGAUAAAGAAAGAAGGAAGGAAGGAAGGAAAGAAAGAAGGAAGGAAGGAAGAAGGAAAGAAAGAAAGAAAAGAAAGAAAGAAAAAGAAAGAAAAGAAAAGAAAAGAAAAGAAAAGAAAGAAAGAAAGAAAGAAAGAAAGAAAGAAAGAAAGAAAGAGAAAAGAAAGAGAAAGAAAGAAAGAGAAAAGAAAUCGCACAUCCCCACCUCUAUCAGGGUCACCAAAUGAAGGCAUCAAUUUCAAGUCCCGUUAUUAUCUGCAAGGAACUCUGCAUUGCAGCACUUACAGACACAACUUAUGCUGUCUCCUGGUGCCCACACAGCUUUCGGGUGAUGGCAGAUUGUCAGCCAACCAUUCCCCCCAGCUGCUCUCUCUUAAUUUGCUCCCUCAUCUCACCACGAAAACUUCACUUUUCCUGGCACCCCCGUUGGAAGGUUAAUAUCAUUUUUGAGCAUCCACAAUCCAGCAACCUAUUAUUGGGGUUAGUCCUAUUCCUUACCACUUAAUAGCCACCACCAAUUUUAACCGAGCGUAUAUGUUCAGAGUCUAACCAUAUAUAUAUAUAUAUAUAUAUAUAUGUACAUUUUGUUCCUGCUUCAUAAUUGCCCAGAGAGUCUAUGAGUGAUGGUUGGGCGUAUACAUGGUCUCAGCCCGGUAACUGACGAGAGCAGCAUAAAGUUAGGUCUUGUGCUGAAAGGACAGCUGGACUGGUCCAGUGGGAUCUUCUUGUCCUUUGCAGCAUGCCAUUAGGGGACCAGCUUGCCAAAGAAGCUCCUGAACAUCUUUAUUCAGCCCAGUGCUUCCUCGUCUUAACCAAGAGCCACACAGAGACAACAGUGAACUCACAAGUUCAUAGGAUUCCAAAAUGAUUGACUCCCCAAGUGUCUGCCUGUGUUGGCAAAGUGCUCUUUCCUUUCCCACUGUCUGCACAGACUGUACUCUGGGGAAACUCCCAGCACUUGUGGGUGCCUGGUUACCGAGGAUGUGCUUGGCUGCCAUGGUAACUCCCAGCCUCUCAGUGUGGACCACUCUCCCGCAGGCUCGAGGAGACCUGGCAGAGGCCCCAUGGGGCGGAGGCUCCCUAGGGCUGCUCCACCUGCAGACAGCCUUGGGAGAACCCAAGGUAAUGUGGAGUAGGACCCAGCACACAGGAGCUCCCUCCGCACGCCAGGUCUGGGGUAUUCCCAUCCUUUCUUCCUAAGAUGGGAUGCACUUAGGUGGCCAAAUUGCUUCUUAAAAGGCUCUUCUUCAAGCCAUCAUCCUCAUAUCACACUCAUGCCCACACUCCAGUCACAUUUGCCUUUAAAAAAUUUUCAAAAUUAUUUUUGUAUUAUCCCAUGUAACAGAUGUCCAAAGAGUUGCCAUUUUCUUAACACUAAAUAAAUUCUGCCUAGAAGAUUAAGAUUGGUCCAGAACAGGGAGUGUUUUAAUAAGCACAAAUAUAAACAAAAGCAAUUUUAAAAUUUACUUAUGGAUUCUUUCAGAAAACCUGAUUUCAAAUCAGAAAUACUCAUUUUUGCCCCCAGAGCAAAGUUCCAGAAUACUAUUUCUUCUUGAACUUGCCAUUUUCCAUCUGGCUUUGAACUUGAGAAUAGACUCCCCUAUAUUGGCAUAAAAGGUAAAGUGGAAUUUACCACUGAAACUUUCAGAGCUCAAUUUAGUCUGGCCCCAUGGACCAGGCAAGAAUAAACUCUGCUCACCAGUAACAAUUCUGCAGCCACCGUACUGAACACAAACCCUGGAGAAAUUCUGGACAUGGUACUGCUUAAGAAUGCUGGGUACUCGGGAGGCUGAGGCAGGAGAAUGGCGUGAACCCGGGAAGCGGAGCUUGCAGUGAGCCGAGAUUGCGCCACUGCAGUCCGCAGUCCGACCUGGGCGACAGAGCGAGACUCCGUCUCAAAAAAAAAAAAAAAAAAAAAAAAAAGAAUGCUGGGAAUGUCAGUCGAGGGUCUGAUUUCAGAAAGAGGACAUUAAUAUUCAAAUCCCUGAACCAUGCCCACACUGUGGGAGUCAGGCCUAACAAGAUCCCAGGGUCCAUAGUUUACCUGGUCAGCUUGCUGUGUCUCAUGGGGCAUUAGAGGGUAGAUGAGAACUUUCCGCAAUCUCGACAACUGCACUGUAAGAAUUUCUUCUGUGUAUUUUCUAAUUCUGUGACAACAGGCAUCAACAAAACAUGUGGCCUGUUAUCACAUGGUUCCUCCCUGUGUGCACCUUCAUAGAGAUUUUUUCCUUUUCUAAAAGAAUGAGGAUUCCUCUGAAUGUUACACUAUGCAACAAUAAUGUCCCCAGUCCUUCAUAAGUAACACAGUAACAAUAUAAGCACCCUCUCCCUACAUAACACACACACAUACACACAAAUACACACACAGACACAUGCAUACACACACACAUACACACAGACACAUGCAUACACACACAUACAGAGACAUGCGCAUACACACACACGCAUACAUGCACAUGCAUACACACACCAAGACAUGCAUACACACACGCAUACACAGAGACACAUGCAUACACACACGUGCAUACACACACAGACAUAUGCAUACACACACGCAUACAGACAUGCAUACACACACAUGCAUACAGAGACACAUGCAUACACACACGCAUACACACACACGCAUACACAGAGACAUGCAUACACACAUGCAUACAGAGACACAUGCAUACACGCACACAGACACAUGCAUACACACACACGCAGACACAGACACAUGCAUACACACAGAGAUACACGCAUACUCACACAGACACAGACACAUGCAUACGCACACACAGAUAUACACACACACACACACACACACACUCUUAUCCUUUCCAAUCAGUUAUGAGUGACACCACAAAAGUAAAUUUCCAGAAAUCAAAGCCUUAAGAUUGGCGUUCCUCCCCUGCAUGCACUGUGGCAUUAUUUUAAAAAUGUACCAUACACUUCCCUGAACCUGCAGGCAACAGCCUUUCUUCCAGUGUUUGGUAGGAACCCUGGAUUCAGAAGACCAGGUUUUGCCCCCAGAUGAGCAAUGUCGUCCUGGGUAUAUCAUUUCACUGGUCGGAAAUAGCUUCCUCCACCCCUUUUUUAAAAACUUGAUAAAUUUUAUUUUUUAGAGCAGCAUUAACUUCACAGCAAAAUAGAGCAGAAAUUACCAAGAGCUCUCAUUUACCCCCGGCCCCCGCAUGCAUGGCCGCCCCCACGAGUGAUAUGCCAAACCACAAUGGUACAUCUGUGGAAAUGGAUGAGUCUACACUGAGACAUUACUAUCACCCCAGAGUCCAUUGUUUACAAUGGUGUUGUACAUUCUAUGGAUUUGGGCAAAUGUAUAAAGGCAUGGAUCCACCAUUAUAGAAUCAUACAGGAUAGUCCCACGGCCCUAAAAAUCCUCUGUGCUCUCCCAAUUCAUCUUGUGUCCUCCCAACCCCUGGCAACCACUGAUCUAUUUACUGUCUCCAUAGUUUUGCCUUUUCCAGAAUGGCAUAUAAUUGGACUCAUGCAGUACGCAGCCUUAUAAAAUUGGCUUAUUUCACUUAGUAACAUGCAUUUAAGUUUCCCUCAUAUCUUUUUAUGGCUUGAGAGCUCACUUUUUUAGCACCAAACACUCAUCCAUUUUCUGGAUGUACCACUGUUUAUUUAUCCAUUCACCUACUGAAGGACACCUUGGUUGCUUCCAAGUUUGGUCAGUUAUGAAUAAAGCCACUAUAAAUAUCUGUAUGCAGGUUUUUGUGUGGACAUAAGUUUUCAAUUCAUUUGGGUAAAUAUGAUAUGUUAAAGCUAUAUUUAGUCUUGCAAGACACAGCCAAACUGCCUUCCAAAGUGGCUGUACUGUUUUGCAUUCCACUAGCGAUGAAUGAGGGUUCCCGUUGCUCCAUAUCUUCACCAGCAUUUAGUGUUGUCAAUGAUCUGCAUUUGGGCCAUUCUAAAAGAUGUACGGUGGUGUUUCAUUGCUGUUUUAAUUUGCAAUUCCCUAAUGACAUGAUUUGGGACAUAUUUUUAUAUGCUUGUUUUCCAUCUGUACAUCUUCUUUGGUGAGGUGUCUGUUCAGGUCUUUUGGGCAUUUUUUUAAAUCGGGUUGUUUUCUUAUUGUUGAUUUGUUAAAGUUCUUUGUAAAUUUUAGAUAAUAAUUCUUUAUCAGAUGUGUCUUCUGUAAAUAUUUUCUCCCAGUCCGUGGCUUGUCUUCUCAUUAUCUUGACCUUGUCUUUUUCAGAGCAGACGCUUUUAAUUUUACUGAAGUUCAGCUUAUCAUUUACUUCUUUCAUGAUCAUGUCUUUGGUGUUCUAUCUAAAAAUCUAUUGCCAUAUCCAAGGUCAUCUAAGUUUUCUCUUAUAUGUUACCUUCUAGGAGUUGUAUAGUUUUGCAUUUUACAUUAGAUCUGUGACCGAUUUUGAGUUAAUUUUUGUGAAAAGUGUUUGUUAGGUCUGUAUUUAGACUCUUUUUUUUUUUUUUUUUUUUGCCUGUGGAUGUGCAAAUGUGCAGCUAUUUCAACACCGUUUGUUGAAAAGACCCUCUUUGCCGCACUGUUUUGCCUGUGCUCCUUUGCCAAGGAUCAGUUAACUAUAUUUGUGUGGGUCUGUUUCUCAGCUCUCCAUUCUGUUCCACUGAUCUAUUUGUCUAUUCCUUCACCAACACCACAUCGUCUUGAGUACUGUAGCUUUCUUUCUCCAUAUAAACUGCAGACUCAGUUUUUUGGUACCAACAAAAUAACUUGCUGAGAUUUUUAUUGGGAUUGUAUUUAAUCUACAGAGGAAGCUGGGAAGUGACAUCUUGACAAUAUUGAGUCCCUCCAUGAAAUGGAAUAUCUCUGUAUUUACUUAGUUCUUCUUUGAUAUCAUUCACCAGUUUUGUAGUUUUCCUCAUGUAGAUCUUAUACAUAUUGUUAGAUUUAUACCUUAAGUACUUCAUUUCAAGGGAUACUAAUUUAAAUAAUCAUGUGCUUUUAAUUUCAAAUUUCACUUAUUCAUUGCCGGUAUAUAGGAAAACAAUUGACUUUGUAUAUUAACUUUGAAUCCUAAAAUCUUGCUAUAAUCCCUUAUUAGUUCCAGGAAGGUUCUGGGGCUUGUUUUUGUUUUGUUUUUUGGUCAGUUAUUUCAGAUUUUCUACAUAGAUGAUCAUGUCAUCUGUAAACAAAGACAAAGUUUUAUUUCUUCUUUCUUCCCAAUCUAUAUAUUUUUAUUUCCUUUCCUUGUCUUAUUGCAUCAGCCAGGACUUCCAGUAUCAUGUUGAAAAGCAGUAGUGAUGGGGACACCUUUUUUUUCCUGAUCUUAGUGAGACAGCUUCAGGUUUCUCACCAUCACGCCAUUUAGUAUGAUGUUAGCUGUAAGGUUUUUUUUUUAGAUAUUGUUUAUCAGGUUGAGGGGCUUCUCCUCUAUUCCUGCUUUACUGAGUGUUUUUAUCAUGAAAGACUGUUUGGAUUUUUCUGCAUCUGUUGAUAUGAUCAUGCAAUUUUUCUUCUUUUGCCUGUUGAUAUUCAUUACAUUAGUUGAUCUUUGAAUGUUGAACCAGCCUUAUAUACCUAGGACAAAUUCCACCUGGUCAUGGUGUUUAAUUAUUUUCAUAUAUUGUUGGACUUGAUUUGCUAAUAUUUUGUUGAGGAUUUCUGCAUCUAUGCUUAUGACAGGUAUUGGUCUGUAGUUUUCUUGUAAUGUCUUUGUCUGGUUUUGGUAUUAAGGUGAUGCUGGAUUCAUAGAAUGAGUUAGCAAGUGUUCUCUCUGCUUCUAGCUUUUGAAAGAGAUUGUAGAUAAUCAGUAUCAUUUCUUCCUUAAGUCUUUGGUAGAAUUCACCAGUGAACCCAUCUGGGCCAAGUGCUUUCUGGUUGGGGAGGUUACUAACCAUUGAUUCAAAUUAUUUAACAGAGAUAUACCUAUUCAGAUUGUCUAUUUGCUCUUGUGUGAGUUUUGACAAAUUCUAUUUUUCAAGGAAUUGGUUCAUUUCAUCUACAUUAUCAAAUUUGUGGGUAUAAAGUCAUUCAUAAAAUUCCUUCAUUAUCUUUUAUUAUCCUUUUAACCUCCAUGGGAUUGCUAGUAACGUCCCCGCUCUCAUUUCUGAUAGUAGUAAUUUGUGUUCUUUCUCUUUUUUUCUUAGUUAGCAUGCCUUGAGACUUAUGGAGCUUAUUGAUCUUUUCAAAGAAUCAACUUUGUUUCUAUUUAUUUUAUUGAUUUCCUAUUUUCAAUUUCGUGAAUUUUUAAUCUAAUUUUAAUUAUUUCUUCUCAUUGGCUUACUUUGGGUUUAAUUUGCUCUUUUUUUCUACUUUUUUAAAAUGGAAACUUAAAUGAUUGAUUUCAGAUCUUCUUUUGUGCUAUCUGCAUUCAAUGUUAUAAAUUUCCCUUUAAGCAUUGUUUUUAUUGCAUCCCACAAAUUAUAAUAAGCUAUGUUUUUAUUUUCAUUUAUUUCAAAAUAUUUUUUCACUUAUCUUGAGAUUUCUUCUUUGACCCAUGAUAUUUACACGUGUGUUGUUUAAUCUCCAAGUAUUUUGGCAUUUUCCAGCUACCUUUCUGUUACUGAUUUCUAGCUUAAUUCCAUUGUUAUCUAAGAGCAAACAUUGUAGGACUUGUAUUCCUUUUUUUUUUUUUUUUUUUUUUAAGACAGAGUCUCACUCUGUUGCCCAGGCUGGAGUAGAGUGGCAUGAUCUUGGCUCACUGCAACCUCUGCCUCCGGGGUUCAAGCGAUUCUCCUGCCUCAGCCUCCCAAGUAGUUGGGACUACAGGUGCCCACCACCAAACCUGGCUAAUUUUUGUAUUUUUAAUAGAGAUGGGGUUUCAGCAUGUUGGCCAGGCUGGUCUUGAACUCCUGAUCCCAAGUGAUCUGAGAAUUUCUAUUCUUUUAAAUGUGUUAAGGUAUGUUUUAUGACCCAGAAUGCAGUCUAACUUGAUGAACAUUCCAUGCAAGCUUAAGCAAAAAGACUAAUCUGCUGUAGUUUCCUCAUCUUUUUCAACAAACAUUUGAACCCCAUAGUCUCUGCUUUAAUAAUUCUAGUAUCCAUUCCAACCUACACCACCAUCAGUUCUAGACUGUACCUCUACACUAAAUGACCCCAGAUGGUUCAGCUUUAAGUCUCAGCUGUUUUCAUCAUUUAACUGAUUCCCUUGCUGGCAGCAGGGAAAUUAACUACCAGCCACACACUUGUCUCCAACAGCACCCACCGACCACGUCCUGCUCCCCUGUCAUUACCACCACUAAACCCGGUAGCAGAGAGAUGAGCUGUGAGGUAGGUGCCUUCUAGAUAAAUGAGGUGCUACUGGACAUGCACUGUGGUCUUCUCUGCAGUAGAAAAAUGUCCAAGGAAGGUCAGCAUCAUUGAUAGAAAAUAAAUGUGAGGCUGCAUCUCGCCAGCUCAUCCAUGAGCAAUUCCUUCAGCUCCAGCAGGCUACUGACAAUUUGCUUUUAACCCAAAUCCAGCUCUACCCUCCCUAAAGCAUGCACCUAGGGCCCCAGUCAGAAAAACAAAACAAAAACUAAACCAGACAGGAUAAUUAAGGAGGCAAAAAGCUUAAACCAUAAUAUUUUAAUUAAGCUGAUUUAUUUUAACCGUAGCACUACUGCUUUAUUUUAGUUAUAUACCAGUAAUGGAAAAUAGUGGCCACUUUUCAUUAUUAAUCAUAAGAUAAUUCAUUGUAUUUGUCUUUCCUAAUAAAAUGGCAUUAUAUUAAGGCCCAAAAUGUUUACUAUGGCCCAGUAAAAUAUAGGGUUGUUCUGUGAGCUAUUUCUUAGGAUAGAAAAUUAUUCCAGAAAGCUAUUAGUUCAAAAGUCUCUAGCAGUGCCAAGGUUUCAAUAGUCUCUUUAAUUUUGAAUCUAUGCGAUUGAAGAUAAGACUGCAUCUAGUUUGGGGGUUGCAUGUUUGUGGACAUUCAUGUUUCUAUGUACCUGGAACUUCUUAUUCUCACCAUCACACAGAAUUUUCAAGAACUAGUUAAGCAAAGAAAGCAAAGCCCAGCAGGUGUCAGAAUUGGGUCCCCAAGCUGAGGGUCAUUAGGGUGCAUGUCAGUGUGCCAACUCCAAUAUCCACACCUAGAGAACGCACAUCUUCCCAAAAGAAAUGAAGCACAGAUGAUACUUGAUCCUCAACUUUGUCUCCAGAAAUUUUUUCAGGAACUUGAGUUCUUUAUCAAAUGCUCACAUCCUACAGAGAAAUAAAGUGUUCCAUUUUCAAGGUUCAUGAAGCUCGUCAAUGCUGGGAGCAGGCACACACUUGUAUUUUUAUACUCAGGGAUCCCAACAGGCAACUAAAACUAGACAAGGACAAAACUCCACUCAAAAUAUUCUGAAAGUUAGCUGAUGCCCCAUAUUUUAUUACUCCAAAUGUGUAUUCACUUGCCUGAGUGCUGGCCAUGAGCACUCAGUGAACACUUGCAGUACAGUGAGUGAUGUCCUUGACAAGUUACUAUGAAGACUCUGAGAAAAAGUAACAUCCCCCACUGUCCUCAACAAGCCUGUAAUCCCAUGGCUGCCAGCCCUUACCAUGCAACAACACUGCGCUAAGUGCAUCGAACCACACAAAACCCUGUGAGAAAAUACUGCUUCCCACUUCACACGUGAAGUAACUGAGUCUAGUUUUAGAAAUACCUAAACGAAGAGGGACAGGCACAACAAAUUUGCUGGAAUGUAAAGAAAGUAGAUCAGUUUCUGCGUAAGCAGUAAGAAAUGGCCUCAUGAGGAAGAAAGGGACAUUUGCCCUGACAUUUCUCAAAGACUGCUUAGGUUUUGGAGACAGAGAUCCAAGGGCAGGCAAGCACAAUGGUUCAUGCCUGUAAUUCCAGCACUUUGAGAGGCCAAGGUGGGAGGAUUGCUUGAGCCCAGGAAUUCAAGAUUAGCCUGUGCAACACAGCAAGACCCCAUCUCUAUUUUAAAAAGAGAGAGAGAGAUCCAAAAGCAAAGGCAUUUCAGUUUGCAAGGCCAGCAUGGGAGAGGGUCUUAAAACAGAAACACACAAGGUAAGAUUGGGGGAUGGUACCUAGACCAGCCUAGGAUCAUAGGAUUUGAUAAAAUAUGCAUUUGGAAAACUGGUGCUAAUUUAUAGAGACUUAGAAUUUCAGGCUAAGGACAAGGACUAAGAAACGAAUAGCAUGAACAGUAUUAUUGAUAAACCCAUCAUUGCAUCUUAAAGGCUCUGAAGUCUUUAGUAUUGAAUUAAAAAAUAAUUUUCACUGGACAAAACCAAAAGGUCUUUACACAACUGUCAAGCACUUUGAAAUGAUUCAGCAAAAAGCAGAAUAAAUCACUAGUGGAAUUUCAAUAGCAUGUAGUUGUAAACCAUCAUGUGUCCAGCAAAAUCACAAAACAAGAGUUUAUUUUAGAAGGGACUUAGGGAUAUUAAGAAAUAUAACAUACAAAAUAACUAAAGUUUUCUCCAAGCAAAACCAAUGAUCCUUUAGGGAUGAACAGAAAGAAAACAAGAAAUGCUUCUUUCAAAAGUUGCUACCAAGGCUUCUAAGAUUUCUUUGGAAUAAAGUCACUAAGAUUUGCUUCUGAGGUCAAUCUUGCCAACUUUUCCACCAUGCUUUUUAGGAAGGAACACCAGGUAGGGCUCAAGUACUGGUUUGGCUCCUGUCCCAUUUUUUGGUCCUUUUGUAACUCCCUUUACUCAACUCCAAGUAUGUCUGUGCACGGACAAUGAGACGAAAGCAUGCUCAAUGCGAAAGCACAAAUUAUGUAUUGAGAAAUCACUACAAUGCCAAAUUUUUUUAAAAUAAAAAAAAAAUAUAUAUAUAUAUAUAUAUCUUUAAGAACUCGCUGUGUUAGGGAAACUGUUUACAUAUUGAGGUGUUCCUCUUUUUUUGACUGGAACAAUAAAAGAAAAAUUUGAUAUGG
Molecule: messenger RNA, 19659 nt
Organism: Homo sapiens (human)
Lineage: Eukaryota; Metazoa; Chordata; Mammalia; Primates; Hominidae
Gene: KCNJ6
Product: potassium inwardly rectifying channel subfamily J member 6
Exons: 4
Coding region: 602-1873 (423 amino acids)
Biological process (GO): potassium ion transport
Cellular component (GO): voltage-gated potassium channel complex; membrane
Molecular function (GO): G-protein activated inward rectifier potassium channel activity; inward rectifier potassium channel activity
Source: RefSeq, marked reviewed